This is a messenger RNA of Panicum virgatum (switchgrass), 1127 nucleotides long. RefSeq lists its product as uncharacterized. Lineage: Eukaryota; Viridiplantae; Streptophyta; Magnoliopsida; Poales; Poaceae. The transcript is spliced from 4 exons. The record is from RefSeq and is a predicted model, not a curated record. Bases 1 to 810 code for a protein of 269 amino acids.
AUGGAGCCAUCCAAAGUAGGAAUAUUCCUGCUAGAUGUUGCACCGCGCGGUUCCUUCAUUUCGGUCGAACGCAGCGGCUCCGGGCUCGUCUCGCUCCUCCCCGGCCAUCGUUAUCCGUUCAGUCACCGCUUCCUCCUCCAUUCUCACCGCUCCCCCUCCCUUUUCCCAUCUGCGCGCCAUUCUCCAUCUCUUCCUGCGCGCGCCAUUCUUUUAGGCGCGGGGAACUGGCAGCUCACCCCCAAACCCAAGCUCCCCCACCCCACCCCCUGUUGCCCUGGCCGCCUCCCCCACCUGCUCCGCUAUCGCUCCUCGCAGCGCGGCGCCUGGGAGCGUGACGGCGCCCAGACUCCAGGAUCCUGGCGAGCAAAACAGCACGCAGCGGCGCUCCUGCCCCCGGUCCCCGGCAGGAGGAGCGUGCGCGGCGGCCCCCGGUGGCACCUCGGCGGGCGGAGUUGCCCCGGCAAUUGGCCCCCUCCGCGCGCGGCGGCACCAUCACUAGGCCUUGGUCUUCCGGUGGACAGCGACAGUUCUUGGUUGGUGUUCGUUGCAGCAAUCGCUCGAUUCGUCGUUGCUUUGUUUCUUCUCUGCAGCGACCUCAGCUUGCUUGGUUGCUUGCUUCUCUGGUUUUCAAGUGGCACUGGUUUUUCUCUAAUUCAGUCGAUGGGCAACACAGUGCAGCAUAGAGCAAUCAACUCUUCAGUUUGUCUCACACCAUCAGGUAUAACAACUCGUGCAAGUAACCAACAGGAGCAAGGAGGCUGUGGGGUGCCAGGCGGCCAGCAGAAACACCUGCGCAGCUCGUGUGCUUGAUCAACAGGUAUUGGUAAGCAGAGGAGCACAGUGAUGAUGCACACUGUGAAUGAUUGAUGCCACCGUGUAUGAUGUUUGAAUGUGUUGUAUGGUUUCUAUGCAUUUGGGUUGUAUGACUUUGUUAAUCCAAAUGCAAUGAAAUAGACACUAGAUCAUAUACACUAGUUCUAUGACACGGUACUUUGAUUUCUAUGGACUAAAUAGAUUUGAAUUCAAAUUUCUGAUCCCCUAGCUGUUAUGUCUGGGUUUAUUCGUGUAUGUACAGAUUUCUGUAGAGGACGUUUGAUUAUAUGCCAAUGUUCAAGUUCAUGCGUGUA